This is a messenger RNA of Rhopilema esculentum, 3103 nucleotides long. RefSeq lists its product as uncharacterized. Gene Ontology annotation, biological process: positive regulation of DNA-templated transcription; regulation of transcription by RNA polymerase II. Gene Ontology annotation, cellular component: nucleus. NCBI's taxonomy places the organism in Eukaryota, Metazoa, Cnidaria, Scyphozoa, Rhizostomeae, Rhizostomatidae. Gene Ontology annotation, molecular function: RNA polymerase II cis-regulatory region sequence-specific DNA binding; DNA-binding transcription factor activity, RNA polymerase II-specific. The record is from RefSeq and is a predicted model, not a curated record.
GGUCAACUACUUGAACUUCAAACACUCAUCAAAAUGUGACAAAGGUAGCGUCAUAUCACGUGAGCUAGAUUUCAUUGGCCACAACCUUUUCCCUAAUCAAAUGCAAUCGUGUAUAUCCAAAAAAUGCUAUAAUUUUUUAGCAAACAAACUUUUUCAAAAUGCCAAGCUAAAGAAAAUUUUCUUUCCAGGGACUUAAAUCAAAACCGUGACUUCGUUUGUUUACUUAAGUUAACAUCGUAAAUGAUUGGAAUUAAUUCUGCGGCAGGGGUUUUGUUUCAGUAAAAAAAAUUAUCCUACCACAUGGAGUUAUUUUCCAAGGCAAAUUUCCAAGGCAAAUUUAAUUGAGAGCAAGGCAAAGGAUAUGCAAUACAGUAAAUGAUCUAAAAUGUAGCCGAUAAUAUAAAGUGACAAUUGCCGAUAGCAACUGAGUAGCAAAUGCUUUAUUUACUAACAAUACUUCCGGGUGUAAGUAAUCAUGCUUGCCCGGCUUACUUGCAUGGUUCAAAAACUCGCAAUCACAAGAUUGGCCCAUUGGCUUCCACGAUUGGGUAAUUCAACCCCAUUGAUGAAAAAGCAAAAAUAUUUAACUGUUUUAUCCGGAACUCGAAGGAAUGUUUGAGCAGCCAAGAAUUAUAUGUAUCAGUACCAGCAGACCUUUCUCUUUGCUCAGUAUUUUUGAACCGGUUAGGUGAUGCGUGAACGAUUAGCGACGCCCCGGUUGUUAUUUGAGCCCAAAUGUUAAGCAGGUCCGGGGCCACUCAACCAGGUGAUUGUGCAGUGAAGUAUGAAAACUUGCAUUCAGUUGACAGCUUAAAUAAUAUCCAACUUUGCUGCGAAGAUUAUUUUGCAGAUUUGCAAAUUACUUCUUUGCGGCUGUAUACGUGAAGAAAGAAAAACUUAAAAGAGGAUUUUAAGUCAGUCAUUGCAAGGGUCAAGGUGGAUGAACAGCCAAAAAAUCAGCUUCAAAAGUGGUUCUGACAUCAUCAAAAGAGAGGCCUUUCCACCAAUCAAAGGUCGCACCCAGGGUUCGCAUGAAUAGCUGCAAAUGCCAAUUGAUAGUUAAUAAUGCAGGUCUUUUGAAUGUCGCCAUACGCCAAAUCCUGAAUCUUUUACAAUAGAAUAUUUGUACCGACCGUAAUACCUCGCUUUAGUUUUAGUUUAGAAUAUGGAUUGCUUGUAGCUCGCACUGCACCAAUGCACCUGAGUCUGCUAGUGGAAAUAUAGCACAACGGACAAAUAUACAUGAUGCAACGAAUCUGAAUCAACAGCACCUAGGUUUAUGGAAAAUUGGAUAGAAAUUGCACUCAUAGCAUAUAAGACUUAGCAUAUUAUGCCUAGAUCGUUUUUACUGAAACAAUACUUUAGAAGAAAAUACUACUGGUUGAUUGAUGAUACCUAUGAUGAAGACGAAGAAAGCGAAGCAGAUAGUGUCAUUUCAAAUUUUGCUUAUGGAAGUCGAGACAUAGGUCCAUUUACAAGCGCAUCACCUCAUCCUGCAGUAGAAAAUUAUAAUUGGAAUUAUGAAGAUGAGAAGUCGUAUUGGUUUGAGUUAAAUGGCCAGACGGAUAAAGAACGUAUUGAUAGCGGAACCAAGCAUGGCUUUGAACAAGGUGGAAGGGAACCAAUUGCAGGUUCUACAACCAAACAGCUUCCAAACAAAAGUGAUUCCGCUCCAGAGUUGCAAACAUCAGAUAACUUAUCGCAAAGCAAUUUAGAUGAAAAGUUAAACCAAAUGUUGCAGGAAAAUCCAGACAUUGUAAAAAGGAACAUAAAGCAGUUUUUAGAGAAUAAUAGAAUACUUUUGACGGAAAUUUCUGUUGAAAUUGGCAUCAAAGAAGAAAAUCUGAAGUCGUACAUCGAUGGCAACGAGCCAUUUACAAAAGAACAGAGAGAAGAGUUUUAUAAAUGGUAUCUUAUGAAAAUUCUUAGGCCACCAAGUGGAUUAGAUGAAAAGAGCUAUACAUGUUACAAAUGCGGAAAGAUUUUUGCUUAUGAGAGCUAUCUUGAGAGGCAUAUUAAAUAUGUGUGUCCAGAUAAUACUGGCAGAACGUGGAAGUGCUCUUACUGUGGAAAAGCAUUUCAGUAUCCAUGCUACUUGAAACGUCAUAUCAGAUCCCACACAGGUGAAUCGCCUUACAAAUGCGACCAGUGUGAUCGGGCGUUCGUUCGGUCAACAGACCUUCAACGGCAUAUAAGGAACCAUACUGGUGAAAAGCCGUACAAGUGCUCAGAAUGUGAACGUGCCUUUGCUAGAUCAACAGACCUAAAACGGCACAUGCGCACUCAUACUGGCGAGAAGCCUUACAAAUGCUGGCAAUGCGGAAAGACCUUUUCACAGUCUGGCAGUCUUCAAACACAUCUCCAUACCCACAACAAAGAGAGCAAUGGCGGAAGAAAACUUGCUAAAGGCUCUAAAUGAGAUUUGAUCGGCAUCUGCAUAGCAAUAAGCAGCAAUUCGUACCAUCUUGCAAAAGAAAUCCUUUAAGAGCAUCAGUUUUCUGCUUUGUUUUCUACUGAUGACAACAUUCUUCAAAGAAGUUGGUAGGAAGAACUGGCAAUGAACUGUCACCGCAAGAUUCAGAUAUGUUUUCCCCACUAUAUUUAGUUUAACCAUCAUGAUGGUUCAGUGUUACAUUUUUUUUAGUGUCAAUAAACGUUAAAUAUACGUUUCGUAUCGUAAUACAAAUUUAUACAAUGUUUUUUAUAAUCAAAGUCUAGAUAUGAUAUAUUUGCUUAUAGUUUCAGGGUAUAGGUUAUUGCGUAUUAGAAUGAUACUGCUAGAGUAUUAUUACUUUUGCAGCUAUUUGCUUCGAAGUAAAUCCUGAAUAAUCCAUCUGUCACAAAGCCACUUUUGCCAUGCUUGUAUCAUGAAAAAGGAAUAUAGUUGCAGAUUUUCGCUUUUUUAAAUAGUUUGAUAUAGUUAGUUAUCAUGAAUUUUAAGACAUUGUAGUUCAAAAAAGAAAUCCAAUUUUUUUGCUUAAAAUGUAAAUGUGUAAAUAUGUUUUAUUUUGGAUUAUGGAAUGAUAGCUAUUUUGUUCCAAAAAUUUUUCAUCCUUAAUCUUUCAUAUUGUGAAUUGUACAGUUUUAAAUGAAAAUAUUUUGU